GUGAUGCACAGCCUGAGCCAUUUGCAUGCUCUGUGCUCCGGCUGGCCUCGUUCCGCAGAGCACAACAGGCUGUGCUCCCCGAGCUGGGGGGAGAGGGGAGGAACGAGCCCUUCCUGCAGCAUCCCGUGGCUGAAGGCGCUGGGAGUUACCUGGGGGUGAGGGUGCUUUUCCUGCCGUGCCCCCCGCCUGCGUCACUCGCUCUGUAGCUGGGGCUUUGCUUUGCAGGCGUUGCAGCCCCUGCAGCCCGGAGCGGCGGAAUCGCAGCGCCGUGUGCGCGGCUCGUGCCCAAAGUCGGCACUGCUCCUGCACAACCGCGGCAGCACGGAGCACACGCUGCCAGCUUUUCUACCAGGCGGUGCCCUUUGCUUUUGAGGAAAGUUGCCUCCGGAUUUGCUUGUCUGCCUUUUAUGGCUCAUGAAAAUCUCAUCGUGUUGCUCAGCGAGCGGUGCUGGCGAGGUGCUCCUGGACUUCUGAGGACUGCUUUCCUAAUGUUUGCUCUCGGGAGAUGUGAAGAUCCAAUGGAGGCUUUCCUGCAGUGAGAAUUCCCGUUUUCAUUGCCAACGAUGCACAAGAGUCACAAAAUUAAUGGCAGACCUUGAAGUGUAUAAAAAUUUAAAUCCUGAGAAAGUUGAAAGAUGCAUGAGUGUUAUGCAGUCUGGGACUCAGAUGGUUAAGCUGAAGAGUGGAACCAAAGGGCUCGUUCGUCUCUUCUACCUGGAUGAGCACAGGACCUGCAUCCGAUGGAGACCGUCCAGAAAAAGUGAAAAGGCAAAAAUCGUCAUUGAUUCUAUUUACAAAGUGACCGAAGGCCGUCAGUCUGAAAUCUUCCACCGCCAUGCAGAGGGGAACUUUGACCCGAGCUGUUGCUUUACCAUUUACCAUGGCAACCACCUGGAGUCGCUGGAUCUGAUUACCUCCAACCCAGAGGAGGCUCGCACCUGGAUCACAGGACUGAAAUAUUUGAUGGCUGGGAUAAGCGACGAGGACUCGCUUGCGAAGCGACAGAGAACUCACGAUCACUGGGUGAAACAAACUUUUGAGGAAGCUGACAAGAAUGGGGAUGGGCUGCUGAACAUCGAAGAGAUCCACCAGCUGAUGCAUAAGCUAAACGUUAACCUGCCCCGCAGGAAGGUCCGGCAGAUGUUUCAGGAAGCUGACACAGACGAGAACCAAGGAACUCUGAACUUUGAAGAAUUUUCAGUGUUUUACAAGAUGAUGUCCCUGCGUCGAGACCUCUACUUACUGCUCCUGAGCUACAGUGACAAGAAAGAUCACCUCACCAUUGAAGAACUCGCUCAGUUUCUGAAGGUGGAACAAAAGAUGAGUAAUGUGACACCAGAAUAUUGUCUUGACAUCAUACAGAAGUUUGAAGUAUCAGAAGAAAACAAGGAGCAGAACGUUCUUGGGAUUGAAGGUUUCACCAACUUCAUGCGCAGUCCUGCCUGUGAUGUUUUCAAUCCAUUGCAUUGUGAAGUGCACCAGGAUAUGGAUCAGCCCCUUUGUAACUACUUCAUUGCUUCGUCUCACAACACGUACCUGACAGGAGAUCAGCUGAUGUCCCAGUCUAGGGUGGAGAUGUACGCACGAGUGCUGCAGGAUGGUUGUCGAUGUAUUGAAGUGGAUUGCUGGGAUGGCCCAGAUGGAGAACCAGUAGUGCAUCAUGGGUAUACACUCACCUCUAAAAUACUCUUCCGUGACGUGGCAGAAACUAUCAAUAAAUACGCCUUCAUCAAAAAUGAGUUUCCGGUGAUACUGUCUAUUGAAAAUCAUUGCAGUAUUCAGCAGCAAAAGAAGAUUGCUCAGUACUUGAAGGAGAUACUUGGUGACAAAUUGGACUUGUCAUCUGUAGUCACCGGAGAUUCCAGGCAGCUUCCUAGCCCUCAAAACUUGAAAGGGAAAAUCCUAGUGAAGGGAAAGAAGUUGCCAUACAGUCUUGGAGCAGAUGCCGAAGAAGGAGAGGUUUCUGAUGAGGAUAGUGCUGAUGAAAUUGAGGACGACUGCAAGUUGAAAUCCUGCUAUAGUAAUGGUGCUACUGAGCAUCAGGUGGAAUCUUUUAUAAGAACCAAGCUUGAAUCUCUGCUAAAAGAGUCCCAGAUCAGGGACAAAGAAGAUCCUGACAGCUUCACGGUGAGAGCACUGCUAAGGGCAACUCACGAAGGUUUAAGUGUUAACCUGAAGCAGAACCUGGACAUGAAAGAAGGUGGGAAAAAGUCUCACAGUCGAUCAUUAAUGGGCAACUUCGGUAAACACAAAAAAACAGGGAAGGCAACAUCCAAAUGUAGCACAUCAGAUGAUGAUGAAAAUCAGCAAAACUCUUCUGGAAAGGAAGCAGGGCAGCUGCACAGUAGACUGACUCGUCGAAGGAAAACUGUGAAGCUGUGCCGAGCUCUGUCUGACCUAGUGGUGUACACAAACUCUGUGGCAGCUCAGGAUAUAGUAGACGAUGGAUCAACAGGGAAUGUGCUGUCAUUCAGUGAAACAAGAGCCCACCAAGCAGUGCAACAGAAGGCUGAACAGUUCAUGCUUUACAACCAGAAGCAGCUUACAAGGGUUUAUCCGUCAGCGUAUCGGAUCGACUCCAGCAACUUCAAUCCUUUACCUUACUGGAAUGUUGGUUGCCAGUUAGUGGCACUAAACUACCAGUCUGAGGGGCGUAUGAUGCAAUUAAAUGAAGCAAAAUUUAGGGUAAAUGGCAACUGUGGUUAUGUCCUCAAACCUCAGCAGAUGUGCAAAGGCUCGUUCAACCCCUAUUCUUCAGAUCCACUUCCUGCUAGUCCUAAGAAGCAGCUUAUCCUGAAAAUCAUCAGUGGACAGCAGCUGCCUAAACCUCCUGACUCGAUGCUGGGAGACAGAGGAGAGAUAAUAGAUCCCUUUGUUGAGGUGGAAAUUAUUGGGUUGCCUGUUGACUGCUGUAAAGAUCAGACCAGGGUGGUUGAUGACAAUGGGUUUAAUCCUGUUUGGGAGGAAACACUCACUUUUACCAUCCACAUGCCUGAAAUAGCUUUGGUUCGAUUUCUUGUUUGGGAUCAUGACCCUAUUGGGCGAGACUUCGUUGGACAAAGAACGCUGGCCUUUAGCAGUCUUGUACCUGGUUAUCGACAUGUGUAUUUAGAAGGACUGACAGAAGCUUCCAUAUUUGUUCACAUAACCAUUAAUGAAAUCUAUGGAAAGUGGAGCCCCUUAAUCCUCAAUCCCAGUUACACAAUAUUGCACUUUCUAGGAGCCACAAAGAAUAAGCAGCUGAUCGGACUCCGAGGGCUGUUUAAUAAGAACCCAAAGCACAGUUCUGCUGAGAGCAGUGGUCACUAUGUACGGAAGCGCUCUAUUGGUGACCGAAUUCUCCGGCGCACGGCCAGUGCACCAGCAAAAGGUAGAAAGAAAAGUAAAAUGGGUUUUCUGGAAGCUUCUGAAAUUAAGGACAGUGCGUCCGAACCAGCAGACCUGAAGGACAAAGAAGGAGUUGUAAGGCGUACCAGCCGGAGUUUGCAAGCACGUCCUGCUUCUAUGCCAGUGGACAAAUUCCUUCUUGUAGGACUGCCGUGCACAGAAGAUGAAACUACUCAAGAUGCCAAAGGAAAUGCAACUGCCAACAGUGAUGGCGAUAAAAAUGAAAAGGAAACAAACUGGAAAGAAUCUGUUUUCGCCUGUUCUGAGAAAACCGCAGAUAUUUCAAAUUUUGCAUCUCCCUUGAAAAAGGAGAGUGCCCAGAAUGAAACUACAGCUGGUUUUUCCCUUGUGCCACCUCCCCAGGAGCAACCCGAACAUUUGGUUGCCGUAAGUGGUGUAACCGAAACAGAUCACCUCAUAGGCAAUCAGGAAAGUCACCUUCCCAUUGAAACUGUGCCUCUAAUUCAGGACGCUGGCUUUGAGCGCAUCACGGAAAAAAUGCAGGGCAGGAACUGUGCAGGCAGUAAAAGGGAAGAUGACACAAACAGGUGUAAGGAGCAGAAAUUAACGCCUGUCAGGACUUGCCUUCCUGAAAAAGUAGAGGAGGUUGAAAAUCCCAAAUACGACAUCAUCCAGAAAAGCACCGUGGCACAUCGUUCUCUCACCAAUAUUUCUUCUGCCGUCUGCUCUGAAGCUCCUGAUUUAUGUUCCUCUUUAACCAUGCAGGACAGCGACAUCUCCCGACUUAUAGAACAAGUUUCUUUGGUGACUGAGAGUGAGAUGGACAGUGCAGUCUCAGCUCUGAUUGGCCAGCUGGAUGUCACCGAUGACCAAACCAGCCUCACUGCACCGAUGCUCUCAGGUGCUGGCAGCCAGACCUUUGGUGCUGUGGCCACGCAAACACUUACUGCAGAGCUUAGCACUCCCUGUAAGAACGACUUCAUUUCCACCAAAUCCAGCAAAUCCCCUUUAUUUUCAACUCCAGACAUUGCCGUGUUCCCCAGCCCUGAGACUGCGGAGUAUUCUGUGUACACAAUUAUCCACGAAGCAACUCUUACUCCAGGUUCUGAAUUUAACACCCACAGUGGGUUAGUUUGCAAAAAAAAGUCGAAGAGUGUGGAAAAUAACUUGCCUGGCUCUUUUUGUUCUUCACCUUUCUCUUUGCUAAAUGCAAAUCCCCAAAGAAAAUGUGAAACAAGCUGGGAAGCCCCAGGAUCUGUGGGUUCUUUUGCUUCCAGUAGCCUCAUCUUUGAGGAGAUGCUUGUGGACCCCCCUGUGGGUGAGAAUUCAGAAAGCAGCAGUCUUGUAGAGGUGGGUGGGGAUUCUCAAGAUCUCUUGGUAACUGCAUGCACGUACAAAAGGGAAGAUGUGAGCCAAGUGGCUUCCCCUUUAAAACUGAGGCAGCAGCAGCAGGACAGUAGGCACUGUGGUGAGAGGACCUUUGGGAACUGUGCGAGUGUUGGGCUCUGUGCUGCUGCCCUGGACUGCUCGGAUAACUUUAGGACUGCGGGAAGCAAGCUCUCGUUUCCAGCCUGUGAAAAUGUUGGUUUUCUACAUCAUCAUCAUCAUGUGGAUAAGCAGAAAGAUUUGAUGUGUACCUCCAGGAGGUCCCAACUUGAUGUAAACUCACCAGUGCUCCGAAGCGCAUUGGCUUUCCCACCCCCCCCAGCCAUCAAACAGGCCAGCCCUUGCAAAUCCAAGAGUCUUGGUGACCUGACAUCGGAAGAUAUUUCCUGCAAUUUUGAAAGUAAGUAUCAGUACAUCAGUAGGAGCUUUAUCACAUCUGGCAUGAGAGACAAGAAGCUCGCUGCAAUGAAGAGGAUGAGACCACACUCUACAGAUGCUUUGACGGAACAGCUGAGAAAGCUGCUGUCCCUGGACCAGGAUGACAGCCACCAGAUGCUGUAUUCCAGGCAGCUUGAUGAAGACUGCCCAAAGGCGCUGGUCAGAAAGCUGUCGUCCAGGAGCCAGAGCAGAGUGCGGAACAUCGCCAGCCGUGCCAAGGAGAGGCAGGAGGCCAGCAAGCAAAAAUCUUCCAACACAGGCAGCAUAGCGGGGGUUGUCCUUCGGAACAAGCCUUCGGUGUCCCCUCACGUCGUCAACAGGCACUCGACUGGCUCCUACAUAGCCAGGUACCUGGGCAGCUUCCCUGAGGAGGCAGUGGAGGGCCGGGGUCUCCCUGAGGGUACGUGUGCUGCCUGGCAGCAGGGCUGUGCUGAGCGGCUGUGUGCUCACAGCCCCCUGCUGCAGCUGGAGCCCGACGGCGAUGAGAAGCCUGAAAUCUAUUUCCUGCUGAGGCUGUAGGUUGGAUAAAUGUACGUCUUCAACGUUUACAGAUCAUUUCAUUGAAAUGAAGGGUUUUUUAGAAAGAAAUACUGUUUCGAGGCUUUAAAUUAUUUAGAAAUGCAUUUUUGUGGUGGUGGUCCAGUCACAAUUUAAUGUUCCUUUUCCUAUUGGAACUUACGUAAAUAAAACCAUAUUCCAUCCUUAUGUAUGUAUUACUUUAAUUUAGCAGUUAUCAAGGAUGUAGGCUGGGGGCUGGCUGCACGCAAUGAGCGUUUGUAGCAUUUUGUCUUCGUAAUGCACGGCUCGAGGGCAUGACAUUGCAAUGAAUGCAAGAGUAUUUUUCUGUUUUCCCGAAGUCUGCUGUUUGAGAAAACAGUCCCAGUGGUUGCUUUUGGCCUUUCAUGCCAAUACUGCAUGGGGUGCUUUCUGUUCCUGGCGACUGCUCUGGGCUCUGACUGCUCAGCCAGGUCCUCCCCAGCAGCAGACCCCGAGCAUCGCCUUCACUCAGCUUUGUACCCAAAUGCUAAUAGUGAUUUUACACGUUUCCUUGUUUGGACUGUGGUUCUGCAACAAUCAAUUGGUACGAUUAGGGUUAGUCCACAUCUGUGAGGACUGCAUAGAUUUGUCUUCUGCCCACUCUGUGAAGUAUAACAACUGUUGUGUUCUGUCUUUGUCAAUGUGUGGAAUGCUUGUUUCAGGACUGAGUGGAAUGUGGGGGUAAAUCUGGGUUUAUGAAUAGAAAUUUCUGCAUAUUUUCUGUAUUUCUGCUAUUGGUUGUGUUUGUAGCAGAUUGGUUUUCUGUAUAUUUGUAAUUUUAUUGCUGAAGUGUUGAUAGUCAUUGAUAUUUAAAGCUGAUGUGAUAGAAUAACUAUUUUGACCGUCCUUCAUCUUUUUCUAUGAAUGCUGGAAGUGAAUUGAUGAGUAAUCUCCAACACCCGGAGCUUUCCUGUAGGGAACAGCAUAGCUUUAUUUUGGUUUAAAGAUAUCCUUUGUCUUUGCUGUAAGUUUUUUUCUUAUAUGUAAAAGAUGUACCUUAUACCUCUUUCUUUUGUAAUGCAGAGUAUUGUUGUUCUUGAGAACACCAUUAAAAUAGAUUUUUAAGCA
Molecule: messenger RNA, 6777 nt
Organism: Coturnix japonica (Japanese quail)
Lineage: Eukaryota; Metazoa; Chordata; Aves; Galliformes; Phasianidae
Gene: PLCH1
Product: phospholipase C eta 1
Biological process (GO): phosphatidylinositol metabolic process; release of sequestered calcium ion into cytosol; phosphatidylinositol-mediated signaling
Cellular component (GO): cytoplasm
Molecular function (GO): phosphatidylinositol-4,5-bisphosphate phospholipase C activity; calcium ion binding
Source: RefSeq, a predicted model, not a curated record